UAUUUAAUUGCAGCUUGGAGAGAAAAAUUAAACUUGAAGUAACUGGACAAUUUUCAAAAGUAGCAAAUCUUUGGUGUUCAAAACGCCAACUUACAGUUAACUAUAUAGUUCUUCCAAAUAUCGAUAACAAAUCUGUAUAUAAUUGAACUCAAAGGUAGGUUACAAAUACAAAACGAUGAGAUCAAUCGUUUUAUUCGCUCAAGUAUUAUCAACUGUUUUGGCUCAAAGGUGGCCAUGUUGGCCAACAGAAUUUAAAUGGAGCUACACAGGAAAAGUUGAUGGGUACAACUGCACACAAAUUAAUGAGCCUCUGAUGCCCCUGCAUUACUUUUGGUAUGACAACCACUUUUGUGUAAAAUCAGGACCUGGUUUGAAGCAGGUUGGAAUGAAGUUCAAAAACAGUGGGCCAGAUCCAACCAUGCGUUGUGUCAAAGUCAAUGAACCUUCAGAUCCGCACACGUGGUACGACAACUACAUAUGUGUACCUAAAGAAACCCCAUACGAUUUUUCUUGGUCGUAUGCUGGUUGCAAAAAGGGCGAAUACUGCAUCCAGUGGAACGAACCUGCUACGUAUAAAUACACAUGGUAUGAUAACUUUAUUUGCCACGACAAAUACGGUUCUUGUGACCUUGGAGGAUCAGGAAAUAAGACAUACUGCAGCAGCGGAAGACUCUCUGGUGGUUGCCUGUUCACAAGUUUGAUUAUAUUGGGUUCAGUGUGGAUUUUAGGUUUUAUUCUCUAAAUGUGUUUAAAGGAGACAUCUUUUAGUUGACACCGAGGAGGAUCUGUACUUUCUUUAUUGUUGUGUCAGCAAAAUGCGGGCAGUGAUUUAGCUUAUAAUUUUCUAUUUCUAUCCUCCUGGGUGACAUAACGGUAAAUGCAUUUACUACCAAAUUUCCGAGUCUGUGUAACAUUUAUUAUGUAGCUUACUAUAAAAUAAACAUGUAUUUUUCUGGUAAA
Hydractinia symbiolongicarpus is the source of this 960-nucleotide messenger RNA. RefSeq lists its product as uncharacterized. The coding region runs from base 176 to 742 and encodes 188 amino acids. Lineage: Eukaryota; Metazoa; Cnidaria; Hydrozoa; Anthoathecata; Hydractiniidae. The record is from RefSeq and is a predicted model, not a curated record. The transcript is spliced from 3 exons.